Molecule: messenger RNA, 2718 nt
Organism: Pieris macdunnoughi
Lineage: Eukaryota; Metazoa; Arthropoda; Insecta; Lepidoptera; Pieridae
Source: the annotation of a GenBank genome assembly
AUGUUUAUUUAUAUGAGUAAAAAGAUUGCGAUUCCAAAACAAUCAAACGUAACAUGUUUGUCUUGGAAUCACUCUUCCGGAUACAUUGCUGUGGGUGGCGAGGAUGGAAUGCUAAAAGUAUUGAAACUAGAAUCAGGAGGUGGUGGCAAUUUAUCAAUGAAUUUAAGUUUAGAAGGACACACAGGACAAGUUUGUGUCGCUGUUUGGAAUGAAAUCUUUCAAAAACUUACUACAAGUGAUGAACAUGGUGUUAUUAUUGUUUGGAUGUUGUAUAAGGGUUCUUGGUAUGAAGAAAUGAUAAACAACAGAAAUAAGUCUACUGUGAGUGGAAUGGCUUGGGGAUCUGAUGGACAAAAAAUAUGUAUAGCCUAUGAAGAUGGAGCAGUCAUUGUAGGCUCAGUGGAUGGUUCUAGGGUUUGGGGUAAAGACAUCAAGGGUCCUGGUUUAAAGUGUGUACAGUGGUCACCUGAUAACUCCACAUUACUUUUUGCUUUGUCAAAUGGUGAAUUACAUCUUUAUGAUGACCAGGGAAAUUUUAUUAUGCCCAUAGCCAGUAAUAAUGUAUCUAGUGGAAUGGAAAUAGUGUCAAUGGAUUGGUUUUCUGGAAAGGCUCCGAUCUCGCGCCCUGUUCUAGCAAUAUGCUUUAAAAGCGGUCUGAUGCUAUUGAUGAAGACAUGUACGGAAGAAGAGAGUGUGAUGGUUGAAACUAAUAUGAAAAUAUUGCAAUGUUGCUGGAAUCACAAUGGUACUGUGCUAGCGGUAGCUGGCCUAACGCAGGAACAGGCGAAUGUUGUUCAGUUCUUCAGUGGGUAUGGUGAACACGUAAGAACUUUAAGAGUUCCCGGAGGCUCUAUGCGUUCUCUUUCUUGGGAACAGCAUUCCCUCAGACUGGCGAUAGCGGUUGACUCAUUCAUAUAUUUCGCCAAUGUCAAACCAGAUCACAAAUACGCCUUCUAUGGAAGCACUCUAGCUUUUGUAUCGGGGACUGAAACUGUUACAUUCUGGGAUACUAUUACUCAUCAGUCAUGGAUCAAUCAUAUCCCCAACGUGAUUGACAUGUGCGGUGUACACGAGUAUUGUAUUAUAUCAACGAUCGACUCGUUAAUAAUAUUAAACCAACAAGGAAUUCAAUGCGAUGCGAAAACAGUCGCAAUUCCAAUGUCAUAUGUAUCAAUCAAUAGCAAAGCUAUCGCAGUUGCGUCAUCCAAGGAUACAUUUCUUAUUUGGAAAUUUUCUACGCCGACUAGACCUCGAAUAACAGAACAAUUGUACCACGCAGAUGGUUCUUUAGUGGUACAAGGAGAAUCAGGUUUCCAUGACGACACAAUAUGUUGUAUCACAUGCUCUGAUACACAUUUGCUUGUUGGACGAGAUUCGGGGACAGUGUUACUCUUCUCUCUUGUUAACUUUAAGAAAAUCACGCAAAUAAAUAUGAACACUAAGCCGUAUAAGUUGGGGUUGAAUUGCAAUUCUAGUAAAUUCUUCGUAAUAGAUCAACCGGGAAACCUCUAUAUCUUAGAGACAGAAAUGGCCAAUAAUAUUAGUAUGGGACAGGCUGUGCGGAAGGACGCUUGGGGGCACUUUGGGCUGCUGAUAACCCUCGAUUACUUGCGGUGGCAGAGAAGGCCAGAUUGUAUGGUUUGCCACGCAAACGCUAAAAAAAAAUAUCAUAAUCAAACAGACGGUCGCGAUUUAGCGAUCGCUUUAAGGAAGCGAUUGGGACAUUGGUUUAGAGUGGUGGAGUUGUUAAAGAUGUCUGUCACGACAACCGAGUCUCAGGUGAAGCAAGCCUACAGUAAUAUAGGGGACUACUACAUAGAUAGGCAGAAUUGGGCAGGUGCAAUAGAAUACUAUACAAUGUCGAACAAUACAGAGGGGUUGAAAAAAUGUUACUUGGCGUUAGAGGACAGCGCGGCGCUCGCUAAACUCACUUCGCCUAGAAACAUUAAGGUAGACGUUACAGGAAAACAAAUAACCUCGGAAGAGAAAGUUGAAAUAAAUCAAAAGCCGUCAAUUACACGGAUAACGCAGUUGAAGGAAAGUGGUAAAAUGUUGCAGGGGGCAACUAUGGCCUAUCAGUUGGCGAACCUCGAGGCUUCGAAAAAUCGUUCACCAUGGAGAAUAAAAAAGUUGUAUGUUCUAGCCGGACACAUGUAUAGCCAGGCAUCUAUUGAGGGUUCCAAAAGCCGCGACGCGAUACGUUCGUACAGAGCUGCGCAGGCGCAGCAAUGGGCUUGUUUAGCGAUAUCCCGCGCACGCGCAGUUCCAUUCCGAUCUGAUAUAGCUCUACGCGCGGCUGCCCGACUUGCCGCUGUAUUGGACGACUUACACGAAGCUCAGCAUUUACAGGCAUGGUGUACUAUCGCGGCGAUAGCUUUACAAGCCAGAGCAUUUGAAUUGUGUUCAAAGGCAUUUAUCAAACUGGAAGCUAUUGAACCUAAUACUUUUGAAAACCUGGCCAUAGAAAUAUUCACAAAAUGCAAACCAAAAGACGCAAAAGGCAAUAAAAUAGAUUGUCCCAAUUGCCAUUUUGCUAUGCUAGAUUGGAUGGUUUCGUGUCCUGGAUGUAACACAGAAUUCCCAGGAUGUGUUGUGACUGGACGGACACUAAUUGCACUUAAUACAGUGUGGACAUGUUCAAAAUGCACCUCCCAAGUACAACAACAUGAACUAGUACUACGGCAUUCUUGCCCAACUUGCCACUCUCCAUUAACAUAA